Molecule: messenger RNA, 2478 nt
Organism: Gigantopelta aegis
Lineage: Eukaryota; Metazoa; Mollusca; Gastropoda; Neomphalida; Peltospiridae
Product: ephrin type-B receptor 1-like
Exons: 5
Coding region: 177-1046 (289 amino acids)
Biological process (GO): axon guidance
Cellular component (GO): neuron projection
Molecular function (GO): transmembrane-ephrin receptor activity; protein binding
Source: RefSeq, a predicted model, not a curated record
UCAGCAUCACUGUAAAUGGCAGACGGUUCCAUCUCCAGACAACCUUUCCGAUCGAUGCUUACAACGCGACCUACUUUUCGCCCGAUAUCUGCCACAACAGUAUCUGAUGAGGGUGGAUCAGACGUCACUUUCCAAUGCUGACUCUAGGGUGCGCGUGACUCCCGAAUGCUGACCGGAUGGAGCUGCUGCUAUCGGUGCACGUGCUGGUGCUCGUCAUCCUGUCGUCUGCUUGGGGGAAGGAAGAAGAUGUGAUCUUAGAUUCGACGACAUUCGGUAACCUCAACUGGGAUUCGUUCAUGGCUACGAGUAAACAGACUGGCUGGCAAGAAGAUCUACACAAGCAAAACCGGAAACUGAUCAGUUUUUACAGUAUCUGUGACGUCAACAGGAAGGGAGCCAAUAGCUGGGUGACGACGCCAGGCGUUCCGACCAAUGGGAGCGCUCAUCUCUGGCUGGAGUUGCAGUACACCAUCAAGCCGUGCAGUGACGUAGUUCCGGUCUGUCAGCUGGGCGUGUACUACCACGAGUUGGAACGCCCCUCGGUCGUUCCCGUGCCCCUACACGCGCCGUGGAAGGAACUGCUAACGCUGACAAACAACGUCACUGUGACAGAUACCAAAGCUACGUUAGUGAUUAACGAGAUAUCGACAAUUAUUUCUUUAAAAACGAAAAAACCCUACCUAUCGGUGGGAUUUCAAGACAACGGAUCGUGCACCAAGCUGAUGUCGGUCCGAAUCUUCACCCGGUUCUGCUCUAACACCACGAAGGCCUUUGCAACAUUCCGUCAAACGUUCGCCUUGCUGGACGACCAGGUUAUUAUCGGGCAAUGCGUUCCCAAUUCGGAACUCGCGUUCGAUCCUAAAAGUACAUGCACCCGAGAUGGAGACUGGGAGAGGACUACAGGAGGUUGUAAGUGUCGAGACGGAUACACUGCCGUGGAAGACACAGAAUGUAUAAGUACGUCGAAAUGUUCACAGGUAAAAUCUGGCACGUCUCUUCUUCUGCUGGUGCUGGUGCUGAUGACGUACACAAGAGCCAUCUGGUGAGGCAAGAAAGAUAAGCCGAGCGUGAGUCCAGACUGUCUUCACUAUGCAGGCCAAAUCAUCAGGUCACGGCAGCUCUUGCUGUUUCAAGUUUAUCUUCAGGAAAAUAAUUUUGUCACCCAUUAAAGCAGGGCUUGAAAUUACGAAUGUCUUACCUACGGCAAUUUUCUAAGGUUUUUGCCGUAGACAAAAUGCUCAACUACGGCAAUGUUGGCCUGCCAACAACAAGUUUAAGCCAAUAACAAAUAAACAUAAAAUUGAAAAAAUUGCCUCUCGUAAAACUUCUGAGCUUUCGAAAUUCACAUCUCAAUUACGUCAGUUGCCGUCGGUUACGUCGUUAAUUUCGAGCCCUGCUGAAGACACGUCAAUUUUACCUUGCAAUAUAUUUCUAAUAUUAUAUUAUGUUAGUGUAGCUUAAUGCUAAUAGGAUAGGGUCCGUUAUUACAUUAGCGUCUAUCCACAGCAGGCUAGCUACUAUGAAGCUGUGAGAAAUUAGGAUUUUGAGAUUUUAAGUUAUAUCAAGAACAACAUUAAAAAUCGAAAGAAAAAAAUGGCGACGACACUCGUGUGUGGUUAAUAACAAAAACACACGAGUUCAUUAAAGCUGGUCUAUUUUUAGUUAAAAAAAACAAACAACAAAAACAUUACGUGGUGCCAUAAAUAGCAACAUAUCGUCAACGUUGGUUGCUACAAAUAUAAAAUUACACAUAUUAUUAUCUUGCCUAUGGUAGAGUACCAUUCGAGUCUACUGUUUCAAAAUGUACAAAUUGUGGAAAGAGCGGUUAUUAAAAUCGAGGUCGGUGUUUAUAAAACUUUUAAGGGGGUCUGGUCGGAUACCUGUCUCCAAGGCAGCUGUUAAAAGCAGGGGAUUAAAAUAACCAGGGGGUGGGGUGGUAGUAAACAGAAAUUACGACCUUUUCUCCAGCUGAACUAAACGGCAUUUAAAAAAAACUGAUCUCAAGGCAAAAGCCCCACACACACACCUAUCUUCUCGGAUACGGCCCUGUAAAGACCAUUCCAAAUUAAAACCGACAGGCAACGAUGUUCCCAGUUUUCAUUUUUACUGUUAUAUUUAUAUCAGAUGUCAUUUUGAAUGUUCUGUUAAUUUAACUUUCUUUCUAAUGUAGAUUGUUUAAAAUUAUUAAAUUUUGCAUAAUGUAUUUUGCUUGCUGUUGAAUAUAUAUUUUUAUGAUCCUUAAUGUUGUUAUAGAUUUAAAAAAAACAAAACAAAACAAAACAAACCAUUUGAUUUCUCUUUUGAUUUCAAAGGUUUUAAAAAGUAAUAUCUAUUUGUUAUUAUAUAUAGACCCUUGACGUUAUGUUAUCGUACAUUUACCGGCAUCGAUGGUGUAGUGGUUGAACCACCGGAGUCAAGACUGGUAGGUACAUGGUUCGGAUCCUGAUAUCGGCUCCAACCCAGAGCGAGUUUUUAACG